AUGGCUUCAACAGCUUCGCCAACCACGCAGACAGCACCCGCGUCAAUACCGCCCUCUGUCUUCACGCUCCCACACACAGCACAGCUCGAGGCUUUAUAUACUAUCAUCCGUGAUAAGAAUACAACUCGGGGUGACUUUCUUUUCUACUCGGAUCGAAUAAUACGAUUGCUUGUCGAAGAAGGACUCAACCAUCUUCCUGUUAUUUCCAAGACUGUUGAAACGCCUACGGGUGCAACAUAUGAUGGUGUCGGUUUUGAAGGCAAGAUAUGCGGCGUUUCGAUAUUGCGAGCAGGCGAGGCCAUGGAAGCCGGUUUACGAGAGGUCUGCCGCAGUGUACGAAUAGGCAAAAUCCUUAUCCAACGGGAUGAAGAAACAGCACAAGCAAAGCUUUUUUACGCCAAACUUCCCCAAGAUAUCGCAAACCGAUAUGUCCUCCUGCUUGAUCCAAUGCUCGCGACCGGAGGUUCUGCCAUAAAGGCUGUUGAGGUUUUGCUCAGUCACGGCGUCCCAGAAAACCGAAUAAUCUUCGUCAAUCUCAUAUCUGCUCCGGAAGGUCUCAAGAAUUUCUGCUCGAGAUUUCCCCAACUACGUGUCAUAACCGGCUGGAUUGACAAGGGUCUUGAUGAUAAAGCUUACAUUAUCCCUGGCCUAGGUGAUUUCGGCGAGAGAAGGUAA
Fomitiporia mediterranea MF3/22 is the source of this 675-nucleotide messenger RNA. RefSeq names its product PRTase-like protein. The coding region runs from base 1 to 675 and encodes 224 amino acids. Lineage: Eukaryota; Fungi; Basidiomycota; Agaricomycetes; Hymenochaetales; Hymenochaetaceae. The record is from RefSeq and is a predicted model, not a curated record. The transcript has 7 exons.